UUUAGGAUUAGAAAUGGUCUAAACACACCAUUAUUUAUUUUUUGAAAUAAAACACAACAUUAUUUAGUAUGAAACAACAGAAUGAUUACUUUGGAACCAAAAUAAUAUAAAACCAACACAAUGAUUAUAAACACACAGCAAAAGUCGUCUACUUCAGUCUCACUACUGCCGACUAAACCCAUAUAAGUCUCUUUUCUAAUACUUUUUCAGGUUCAUAUUUAUCUUUACAGAAAAAACCAUUAGCUCUCUUUCACAUCCAUAAAAGAUCCUUCCAUCUCAAGUAAAAAAGACCUCCAUUGAUUCCCUCUUUCUCAUAUUUCUCACCGAAUAUUUAUGACAACUGUUCAAUUCUCUUGUUAUAAUUACACACGCAGUUCUAGAAAAGUAUUAAAGUGAAAGCUUAAAUGGAUGACGAUGACCCACCCAAAUCUCGAAUAACCUCUACUAAUCAAGGGUCUUUUUCUUUUUUAUUUGAGUUUCGCCCAUAUAAACCCAAAGUGGGUUGGUUUUGUCCUUUCUUCUGUUUUGGGUAACAAACAAAGAACAAGAAAAUGGCUCAUUCAGCAGACAAAGGAAGAGUUAGCAGUCGUUCAGUUUUGAGGGCAAUCUUGUUCUUAUUUGGUGUUUGUUUGGUUGGGUACAGUAUAAGGCCACUAUGGUAUUUGCGCUUGAAGGAGAAGGCAACAGCUCCAGGUUCAGGUUCAUCAUGCCCACAAUGUCAAUGUCAUUGCUCCUCCUCCUCAAACGGUUUAUUUCCCCUACCUUCAGACUGUGCGAAAGAUGACCCAGAGCUGAAUGAGGAAUUAAGAAAGGAUAUAAUAACUUUGACCCUUGAAGAGCUAGAAUUGCAUAAAUCUGUAGCCAAUGAAACCUUGGAACACACCAAGGUACUGGUUUCGGAUGCUAGAAGAGCCUCUUCACACUACCAGAAAGAAGCAGAAAAGUGCAACGCAGGAGUAGAAAUUUGUGAGGAAGCAAGGGAGAGGGCUGAAUCACAACUUAUAGUAGAGCGUAACCUUUCAACAUUGUGGGAGGAACGAUCUCGUAAGCUUGGGUGGAAAGAUAGCAGAAGAUUAUAGUUAAUGUUUUCCUUGCAAAUACCAACUUCAGCUGCAAUUGUAGCUUAUAUAAUGAAUGAUUUUUGUUUACCAAA
Molecule: messenger RNA, 1153 nt
Organism: Cannabis sativa
Lineage: Eukaryota; Viridiplantae; Streptophyta; Magnoliopsida; Rosales; Cannabaceae
Exons: 2
Coding region: 552-1079 (175 amino acids)
Source: RefSeq, a predicted model, not a curated record